UCUAAAAAUGCAAAGCAACAAGUGUCUUACGGGCUACAGGUUUUGGGUUUACCUUAUACUAUGAAACUAAACGGCCUUAUUGAUACCACGUGGAAAAAAAGUAUUAUACAUGAAUAAAUGUGGACUAAUUAAAGAAACUAUGUGUUACCGUUUCAAGGAUUACUAGAAACAAAUCAGCCAUUAUGUACAAUGAUGAUGAUAUGAUUAUAUUAGAACAAUGAACAUCCUUUUACGUCCAAAAGUAGUAUUCGUUAUUGGUUUUUUAUUUGGUUUUUUAUCAGUUUUCAUAUACAAGUAUGUUAACUCUAUUAUUGAGUCUCCGAAAUUGCACAAAAGUUCCUUGAAAAUUGUCUGGACUUUCUUAGAGAAUUGGUCAGAGAGUGCUAAAAAUUAUGAAGCUUGGUGUCAAAAUCAAAAUGUAAAACUCUCUGAACUUAAUUUAGAUGAGUACGCUUAUGGAGCUCAGUCAAUUAACCAUUCUGACGUUAAAAAGCUAGUUUUAGAAUCCAAAUGGUUGAGGACCAAAGUACCUAUUACCUGCGUUGUAUUUGUGGAGAAGUUAAAAUUAGUAGCUACAAUUACAGACACAUGGGGAAAGCACUGCAACAAAUUGCUAUUUUUCUCACGUAACUUAUCUGACUCCAACUUUUCUGUGAUUAACUUAGGAAUUAAAUAUACUUCAGCAUGGCAGUUUCUUUGCGAAAUUAUGAAUUAUAUAUGGAAAAGAAGAAAUGAGAUACCUUUGAAUUGGAUUAUUUUUAUUAAGGAUGACACCAUUGUUGUACCCGAGAACUUGCAAUACAAUUUAGCUGCACUUAAUUACAUGGAACCUUAUUACUUAGGACAUGCUAUUGUACUCUGGGGUACACCUUACAAUGUAGCUCAAGCUGGAUAUGUACUUAGCUAUGAAUCUUUGCGCAGAGUUAUAAAAUUAUUCAAUACUUCAAAGAAAUGUGCUGCUGGUGGAAAAUAUUGGAAAAAUGAGGAUUACUAUUUAGGAAAGCAUCUAGGAUCUUUGGGUGUUCAUCCCAGUGACACACGAGAUUCAGAAAAUAAAACGACUUUUCAUGGAUAUCCAUUGAAUGUGCUAUUAUGGGGUAUAGCUAAACCAGGCGCUUACUAUAGCCGCGCUAUUUACGAGCCGAAUUCGAAAUGUUGUUCAAGUAGAACAGUCACGUUUAGUAAUGGAGAUGCUGAAAAAAUGCGAACAAUAAAUUAUUUACUGUAUCACUUGAAUACUUUUGAAAGUGGAAUUUAUGGAAAUAAACCAGCUCCUACACCUAUACCUGAAGAUAAAGUAUGGAAAAUUGCUUUGCGUGAUGAAUUCAAUCUAACUGAUACAGAAGAUAUUUCAAAUGAUAAAUACUUCCAGAUCUGGCGAUCAAAAUACUCAGAACCAGAGCAUUUUAUAGCUAAGAAUUUUCAUAGCAAGCCACAUGUAUAAUAAUCAACAUAGAUAAACUCAUGAUACACAUAAGACUAUACACUGCAGAACUAAUCUCUAGACUAUAGUUCAAUACUUAUUUAUUAAUGUUUUUACUGAGACCGAUAGACUAUUUUUAUACACUAAAAAUUAUUUAUUACUACACAUUGAGAAUGAUUUAUUUGUAAAACCCUUGAAAAAGAAGAUCAAUGUCAUCUCUAUUUUCAUUCAGAACGAAGUUUAUCUAAUUCACGGCCAUUGUUACAAUUUUUUGCAGACAUCAAUACCGUCUGGUUCACGCUGAUAUAUAAAAAUACUGUGAUAAUGCACUUUGAUGUUUAUAUCUCACAAAUAGCAGGCCGAAAAAAUGUUGUAUCUUAUCGAGCUUCCAGGCGUCCCGAAUAUGGAGCAACUUCAUUUGUGGAUAAUUAACAUUGUGUCAAGGAUUUUGUUACUCAUAUUUCCUUUUUUGUAAAUCACAAGCUACUCAAUGUAUCAUCGCUUUUAAACGGAAGAAUGAAAUGAGAUUAGAGAGAUGUUACUUUUCAUUUAAUUCAAAUAGUAAAAAAAUGAAUUUUCAAA
This is a messenger RNA of Phymastichus coffea, 2005 nucleotides long. Its product is annotated as C1GALT1-specific chaperone 1-like. Bases 218 to 1444 code for a protein of 408 amino acids. The transcript is spliced from 5 exons. NCBI's taxonomy places the organism in Eukaryota, Metazoa, Arthropoda, Insecta, Hymenoptera, Eulophidae. Gene Ontology annotation, molecular function: N-acetylgalactosaminide beta-1,3-galactosyltransferase activity. The record is from RefSeq and is a predicted model, not a curated record.